This is a messenger RNA of Ceutorhynchus assimilis (cabbage seed weevil), 3343 nucleotides long. Lineage: Eukaryota; Metazoa; Arthropoda; Insecta; Coleoptera; Curculionidae. The record is from the annotation of a GenBank genome assembly.
GUUUUCAUUCAUCUGCUAAAUGUCAUUUGAUAUGAUGUCAUUAGAGGAAAUUUAUUUUAUUUUCAUGAGUGAAAACUGUGAAAAUAGAUUUAAUUAUUGUAUAAAUAAUUAAUAUCGCUGAUAAAUGUGAUGAUGAAAAGUUGAGUUUAGAGAAUGCAGAAAACCACAAUAACAAUGUCCAAGCGCCCCUUUGAUACCAGCCAACAUGAAACCCAGAAAAAGGACAGGUUUGAAAGGAUGGCCGAAAUGUCCCAACAAGAAAUGCUCAUCCAACAGAAGAAACGGGAAAUUCAGGCGAAAUGGGAAGCUAAAAGGCGCCUCAAUAAUCUGGAUGGAGAGAAGGAGAAACAACCGAAACCUGUCCCCAUUGAAGCACCAACUUUACCAAAAGAACCUUCAAAAAGUGGUAUGAAUCACUUCUCAAAUGACGGUUCAUUUAUGGAUCAAUUUAAGCAAUUAAACGAUAAGAAAAAAGAUUCAAAAUUUAAAACUUUCAAUAAAUAUAAGGAUAAAGAAAGACAAAGAGAACAAGAGAAGGAAAAAGAACGCCAACAAGAGAGGGAACAAGAAAUAGAGAGUGAUGAAGCUCAAGAUACAAUUAUUAACAUUGACAAAAUUAAUUAUUCAGAGCCGCCUCCAAUUACAGAAGAUCUUCACAGACCACCUCCAAACUUCACUAUAGAACCACCACCACUAAAUAUACCAUUUAAUAACACAUUUACUAGUCCACCUCCAUCUAGUCACUUUAGCCAACCUCCACAAAUUUUACCUCCACAAUCUCACAUUACCCUUGAUACUCAAUCCCCUCAAAUAAUAAACCAACAAGCAAAUACUCAAAUCUCAUCACUGAUUAACAUCCCAACACAAAUCAGCUUUACCCCUAACGAAAAUAUAAGCUUCACUACUCCACCGCAUCAGUUGACAGCUAUAAGUCAUAUAAAUACCAAUAUUGCUCCACCUUCUGCGCAAAUAAUAACUUCUACCGUAGCUCAACAAAUAACAACUCCACUUAUGCAGCAACCACUCAAUAUUGUAGCUGCAUCUGGCACUGAAUUGGUAACCCCUACAGUAAAUUUGUCUACAUCUGCUCCAGUAUUACAACAAACCCAAACCAUUAUGACACAAGCUUUAGCUGCUCCUCAUCUAUUUGCAACUACAACUGGUGCUGAGCAAAUUGUUUCUGCACCUCCUCAGGUUCUUUUAAAUGUACCUCCUCCUCAAAUAUUGCCUCAAACUCAGCUAGUCAUAACACCACAGGAUCAAAAUGUAUUGGUUUCUACUCCAACUAGCAUCUUGACAACAGUUACUUUGCCACCCCCAGUGAUAACGCAGCAUAAUAUAAAUGUGAGCACCCCUAAUGCGUUAAAUGUUCAUCCUCAAGGAAUGGCUCCUGUUGAAUUGACUUCUAUACCGCCUCCCAAUCCAAUACAAGUCCAAAAUAUUCCCCAACCAGAACCUUUGAACACAAUGAACAUACCACCACCAGCCCCUUUGCAAGUUUCAACAAUCCCCACUCCAUCUUCUCUUCAAUUAAAUGAAAUUCCCAACCCCAAACCUCUAGAUUUGCUGGCAAUACCCACCCCUUCCGAAUUAAAAAACAUCCCUCCGCCUAAUAAAAACUUACCGCCUCCUGAUAUAACUGGACUUGGAUUGUCUCGCAUACCCUCUUUGAUGUCGCAAAGAGUGCUUCCGCCGCCUGGAAUGGCUGUUAACCUACCACCGCCUCCUAUAUUACCGCAAGACGUCAGCCAGCCACCUCCAAAUUUUAGUAUACAACCGCCAAUGGUUAAUCUGAAUGUCCCGCCGCCAAUGUUGGGUGCUGUUCCAUCGCCAAUCAGAGGAGAUGAUUUAAGUGGUGGCCAAGAAUUCCAGGCGAUGGCGAACCUAGCCAGAAUGGUUGCAGAGUGCGGCCCUUCCGUCGAAGACGUCGUUAGACUGAAAAAAACUCGAGACCCCGAUUUGUGGUUUCUUUUUCACAAAGAAUCGCCUGUCUAUCGUCGAUACGCCAGCCUAGUAGAACAAUACAAGAAGGAGCGGGAGGAAAAACAGAGACUGGAACAGUUGGAGAAGAUUGAACCAGACGAGAGUGAAAUGUACGAACCGGAAAUGGCGUUGGAAGAUGACGAAGCUGAGCUGGAUAUCAACGAGGAGGUUAAGAUUGAAGUGAAACAGGAAGAGCCGUCAAUGAAUACAGAAAAUGCACGACGCGAAAGAAAGAGGAAAAGCCGUUGGGGUGAGAAAAGUACCGAUGUAAAACCUCCACUUGCCCUUCCACUAAUUGUAAAUCCCGUAGUACCUCCAGUUCCAAUCCCUGGCAGUUCCACAAUGCUAACAAAAGUAACCCGCACUGAUCCCGGUUUGGUGCAAUACGCGAUGCAAUCCUAUGGAUCGGCGAGUCUUUCAGAAGAAGACUGGAAAAAGGCCGAGGACAACUACAAAGUCCAUUUGCUCUAUCAGGAUAUGAUUAAAAAACGUCAAGAAUUGGAAAAAUUACAAAUGCAAGGCAAAAAUAAAUACGAGUACGAUUCAGACGAAGAAACUCAAGGUGGCACAUGGGAGCAUAAAUUGAGAGAAAAAGAGAUGCAAGCUACUGACCGCUGGGCCAUGGAAUUGAAUCGUCAAGCCGAAGGGAAGCAUCAUAUAGGAGACUUUUUGCCGCCUGAUGAGUUUAAAAGAUUCAUGGAAAAAUCGAAUGCCAUCAAAGAGGGACGGCCACCCAAUUUUUCAGAUUAUAAGGAAUUUAAGCUUAAGGAAGACAAUGUUGGUUUUAAGAUGUUGCAGAAGCUUGGCUGGACUGAAGGACAGGGUUUGGGACAGAAUAAUGCUGGAAUUGUUGAACCAGUUAAUAAGGGUGCGCCAAGAGAAAACACCCAAGGUUUGGGGUUAAAUUUAAACGAAAUGGGUGAAGAUGAAGACGAAUAUGACUCGUACCGUAAACGAAUGAUGUUGGCUUAUAGAUUUAGGCCAAAUCCACUGGUAAGAAGUUCUCAAUUUUGUUUUUUUAUGUUUGUUUGAAAGUUUUUUUUUAAAAAUUCAAUUUUUUUUUUCUAGCUUUAGGGUACUCUAGUUCUUUUCUGUUUUUCAGAAUAACCCGAGAAGGCCGUAUUAUUAGGUUUUUGAUGUUUUGUAAAUAGUUCAAAAUAGUUAUAUUCUGUGUGGUUCUUACUUAAGUUUAUAGAAGUUUAAGCUAUAUUAAAUAAUAUAGUGUAUAUUACAAUAAAAAUUGUCUUUCUUUUAGUUGAUUCGAAUAGCUUUUAUAUGAAUACAAUUCUGAGCGAUUUUCAUUUCUAUUCCUCUCACUUUGACUUGAACUUGAACUUGAAAUUUGGCAUGUCGAUAGGGG